CUGACCCUCGCGCUCUCUCUCUCUCUCGUCCACUUCAAUGGCCUCUCGUUGCAGAUCUUUGACGAAGCCGGCUCUCUCCCUCUUCAAGUCCACCGUCUGCAAGCCGACCCUGAAACCCACCUGCUCGCCAUCUCUCCUCACUGCUCGUUCGUCUCUCACUCCGACCAGGUCGUUUUCUCAAUUGGGUUGUCUUCAAUCGAUGCUCCCGUUGCACAUGGCGGUCUCGUCGGCGAGGCUCACUUCGUGCCUCGGCAUGGAUUCGAGGAGCUCGAGGUCGAUGUGUCAGGGUAUGCUCUGCAGUGCGAACCCAGGAGUUUGAUAAAUCUCCAAAUGUUUUGUGUUUGUUAUCUAGCUAGGUCUCAGUGUGCCUCGAUAAGGGAGCAGGAGGAGGAAGCGGUUAACUGAUGGAAACGCUGCCUCGUGUCUCUCAUUUUUAUUUAUGAAAUUGACAUUCUGGCAAUGCUCAGACCUAAAAUUGGUGCCGUGUAACUUGGCUGUGCAAUUUUCUGUUUCUUUUCGGACAAAAUGAGAUGAAACGAUGCUGUGGCACGGUUUCCUUAGGGUGCAUAGACUAUGUUAUCGUGUUUCUUUAGCUUAGAAUUGACAGAGAGGAUAAUUCAUCUUGCAGACCCA
Messenger RNA from Syzygium oleosum, 633 nucleotides. Its product is annotated as protein NONRESPONDING TO OXYLIPINS 2, mitochondrial. The record is from RefSeq and is a predicted model, not a curated record. NCBI's taxonomy places the organism in Eukaryota, Viridiplantae, Streptophyta, Magnoliopsida, Myrtales, Myrtaceae. Bases 38 to 319 code for a protein of 93 amino acids. The transcript is spliced from 3 exons.